Molecule: messenger RNA, 836 nt
Organism: Dentiscutata heterogama
Lineage: Eukaryota; Fungi; Glomeromycota; Glomeromycetes; Diversisporales; Gigasporaceae
Source: the annotation of a GenBank genome assembly
AUGUCUAAAACAACUAAUUUUCAAAUAUAUACAGCAAUACAAUCUCUCGAAGAUCUUGUAAAAACACAAUAUGUAGAACAACAAAAACAAUUUGAUAAUUCUGAAGAAGUUAAUAACGGGCAACUAUUCAAUAUGAUAAAUUCUGAGCUAGUUGGUCUAAAUGAUCAUAGCAGUCUUAUUAGCGAUAAGUUAGAUACUUUGGCGACACUGCUAAAAAGUCAUAAUUUCAAUACUCAUGACAAAAGUAAUUUUUCUUUAUUUCGAUAUCCAAAAGCUAUUAAACAAAUUAAAAAAAGGGCUUACAAUGAACAAAUUCAUUAUCUUCAUCGUAAAAUUAAAUUACACCAUAAUAAAAAAAUUGCAUAUAAUAAUAAAACCUUACCUGCAAAUCAAAUGGUCGGCGAAGAAUAUCUUCCAGAUGUUACUAAUACACCUACUGCUGGAAAUAAUCCAAUUAUUAUUGAUGUAGAUUAUUUUAUGAAAGAUUGGGAAGUUCAGAAGAAUACUAACGAAUUAGCAUUUGAACAACCUUGGACACAUGAAGUAAUUACAGACAUUGUAGCUCAAUAUAUUCAACAUUUACAUAAAGAUUAUCUUGCCUUAAAAAAGAAUCCUGAUGCUUUUAGCAAUCGAAAUAUUAAACAACGCCAUGAUAAUCGUCUUACUCUCAAAUCUAAAGCAUUAUUAAAAGCUUUGGAUCAAUAUUCCGAUGAAGAAAAUUUACACUAUCCAAAAGAAGAAAUUAAACAUAUUCUUCAUAAGCGUUGUAUGUCUCCAGAACUAACUGAUGAAGAUAAUGAACUAGAGUUGGAUGUGUUUCAUGAUAAGAGAAUCUU